UAAUUGUGACUCGUCCGUUUGUAAACGAACUGUAUCCUCUUUCUUCAGAGUGGCCGGCUGUCAGAAACGACUGCACUUGUGACAUGUUACACAUUUAUAGCUUAGCUAACGGGCUAGCGGAGGCUAAUUGGAAGUCGGCUUAAGUUUUAAAUAUUCAGCUGUGUGACAAUGUUGGAGCUGACCGACAGGGUUUUUAAUGUCGUCGGAGAAGAUAUUGUUUACGGGAACUUGUCGCAGGUCAGGCAUGUUGUGUUGGUCCUGUCAGGGAAGGGCGGCGUGGGCAAGAGCACCAUCACCACAGAGCUAGCACUGGCUCUCAGGCAUGCCGGCAAGAAGGUUGGCAUCCUGGACGUGGACCUGUGUGGACCCAGUAUCCCCCGUAUGCUCAACGUGGGCCGGCCUGACGUGCACCAGUGUGACUCAGGAUGGGUGCCAGUCUACACCGAUGCCAAGAAGAACCUCGCCCUUAUGUCCAUUGGCUUCCUGCUGGAGGACCCGGAUGAAGCAGUGGUAUGGAGGGGGCCCAAGAAAACAGCUAUGAUAGCCCAGUUCGUGUCAGAUGUAGCAUGGGGGGAGCUGGAUGUGCUGCUGGUGGACACGCCACCGGGGACAUCAGACGAACAUUUGGCAGUGCUGGAGAACCUCAAAAAACACAGAGUGGAUGGAGCGGUCUUGGUCACCACACCUCAGGCGGUAUCCACGGGGGAUGUAAGGAGAGAGAUCACCUUUUGUAAAAAGACAGGUGUACGGAUCCUGGGCAUCAUCGAGAACAUGAGUGGAUUUGUUUGUCCACACUGCUCAGAGUGCAGCAAUAUAUUCUCAAAAGGUGGAGGAGAAGAGUUAGCCAAGUUGACUGGAUCUACAUUCCUAGGUUCUGUGCCCCUGGAUCCUCUGCUCAGCACCAGUAUAGAGGAGGGAAAAGACUUCAUAGAGUCAUUUCCAGAGAGCGCCACAUUCAGUGCCAUCAGCAGCAUUUCUCAAACUCUGCUCGACAGCCUCCAAACAGCAUGAGAUGUGAAUGUUUAGAAUGUCUGCAUUGUGUUUACAUGUUGGCAUAUAUGCUCUGUAUAAUGUAGAAAUUGUAUACAUUGUGCAGAUAUAAUUAUGCUGAUUUCUGUGUUGCAUAUUUGUCCUGUACAGUUUAACACAAUUAAAACUAUUUACUCAUUAUCUUGUUUUAUACAUUAUAUAAAAUAACCAUCUGCUA
Anoplopoma fimbria (sablefish) is the source of this 1207-nucleotide messenger RNA. RefSeq names its product nucleotide binding protein 2 (MinD homolog, E. coli) (gene nubp2). The coding region runs from base 169 to 1011 and encodes 280 amino acids. NCBI's taxonomy places the organism in Eukaryota, Metazoa, Chordata, Actinopteri, Perciformes, Anoplopomatidae. Gene Ontology annotation, molecular function: ATP-dependent FeS chaperone activity; ATP binding; 4 iron, 4 sulfur cluster binding. The transcript is spliced from 7 exons. Gene Ontology annotation, cellular component: cytosol. Gene Ontology annotation, biological process: iron-sulfur cluster assembly. The record is from RefSeq and is a predicted model, not a curated record.